AUGUUCAAUGAUACUGCAGAAUUUUUUUGCUAUGCAAUUGGAUAUCCAUAUCUAGAAAUUCAAUGGUCUUUGGGUAAGAGCAAGUCUGGUGAAGACAUGAUUGAUCAAAAGAACAAAUUGAAAUUAUGUGAAAAAAAUUCAACAUUUAUAUGGCAAGUUACAAGAUCUGUUGAUGUAACAUGUGAAGCAUGUCUUGCUCAUGAUAAGGAUGAUUGUUCAAUGGAAAUAUUUAAAAUAUCAUUGGUUGAUGUACCAGAUGAUUUUGGCAUAAUAAAAACUAAAAAUAUAACGACUGCUGGUGAUUCAUUCGAAGCGUCGUGUUUGGCAUCAAUUCAUACCUACAAAGAUGCCAAUUGGUAUUAUCAAAAUGGCACAAAAAUUGUAUCAAAUAAUAAUAUUAUUAUCGAAAAUGGAACAACUAUAUCAAGCCAUCAUUCAGAUUUAAAAAUAAAAUCAGUACCAAAUAUCAAAACAUUAAUGUACGCAUGUAAGGCUGAGAAGAAAAAAGAUAAUAAAAUUGAUACAAUGGAUAUGAAUGUAACUAUUUAUGAUCAAUUAGCACCAUUAUUUGUUCAUACAAAUAUGUAUAACAAAACAGUUGAAUAUGACCCAAGUACAGAUGGAUCAAUUGUACUUGAUUGUCAUGUUCGUGGUUAUCCAGUACCAUCAAUCACAUGGUUUAUAAAUGAUACAGAAAUUUUAUUAACUAAUAACACAUCAUGGAUAAUGAUUCAGCAUACUAAACUUAGUGAUGAAAAAUCAAAACGUAAACAGUUAAUUUUUGCUGCUACAUCACAAUUGGUAAAUAGUGAAUUGCCCAAAAUAAAGGAAACACUUACAAUUACUGAUCAAAUUAAAUGUUUACCAUAUGAUAAAAGGUUUGAAUUUUCAUCUGAUAAUUUGGUACUUGGUAAACAAUUAGGAAGUGGUGCAUUUGGUGUUGUUCGGCGAGCUGAAGCAAAUGGAAUUGUUAAAAAAGGAACUAAAACAACUGUUGCAGUUAAAAUGGUCAAGCAAACAAGUGAUCCAUCACAUUUAACAGCACUUUCAAAUGAAUUAACAAUAAUGAUACAUUUGAGAAAACAUGUUAACAUUGUGAAUUUACUUGGUGCAUGCACCAAAAAUAUUUCUAAUGGUAUAUUAUACGUUAUUAUGGAAUUUUGUCGUUAUGGAAAUUUGCACGAGCAUAUAAUAUUGAACAGAACAACAUUUGUUAAUCAAAUUGAUGAUAAUGGCAAUAUUAAUCGUUCACUUGGCAAAAAAAGUAAUCAUGAUGCUGAAGAGUCUAACUCACCAUCAUGUAAUAAUGCUGUAAGAACCUAUCGUAAAGCUGAUGAUAAAAAUAAAAAACUUCAACCAAUAUGCACUGACGACUUAAUUUUAUGGGGUUUUCAAGUUGCCAGAGGAAUGGAGUUUCUCAGUCAACGAAAGGUACUUCAUGCUGAUUUAGCUGCAAGAAAUCUCCUGUUAUCGGAUGGUAAUGUCGUGAAAAUUUGUGAUUUUGGGCUCGCCAAAAAUAUUGACGCGGGUGGCAUUUACCAAAAAACCAAUGGUACAUGCCUACCAGUCAAGUGGAUGGCGCCAGAAUCCAUUAGUGAAUUAAUAUUUUCAACGCAAUCUGAUGUCUGGUCGUUUGGCAUUGUGUUGUGGGAGUUCUUCACUCUCGGCUGGACACCAUAUUUUAAUAUGGAUUUGCAAACUCAGUGUGAAGAAAUUAAAAAAGAAAAAAGACUAAAGCAACCGAAAUUUUCAACUGAGAAAAUAUACGAAUUAAUGAAACGCUGCUGGAAUAGAAAACCACAAAAGCGGCCUACCUUUUCACAAUUGAUAGAAGAAUUAUCAAAAUUAAUGGAGAAAAAAACAGUUGACCUUCACAUCAAUUUGAAUGAUCGAUUUUUGGAAAUGAAUCGAACAUUUGAGAGUGGAAGAAAAGAUUAUUUAUCAUUAAUGUCUGCUCCCGAUUAUAAUGUUGUGUCAUCAAUGGGUUCAGAUUUAACUUCCGAUGGUACAAAUGAUUCGGAUAAAAAAACUACUGAAUUAACGCCAAUGUUGAGUCAAAGACAGAAAGAACAAUUAUUUUGGACUCGUAAUCCAAAUUAUGUGGGGGCUGCACCACGAAUAAACGGCCGGCAGGGUUGCCAGACAGUCUAA
Molecule: messenger RNA, 2151 nt
Organism: Aphidius gifuensis
Lineage: Eukaryota; Metazoa; Arthropoda; Insecta; Hymenoptera; Braconidae
Product: vascular endothelial growth factor receptor 1-like
Exons: 4
Coding region: 1-2151 (716 amino acids)
Biological process (GO): multicellular organism development; protein phosphorylation; cell surface receptor protein tyrosine kinase signaling pathway
Cellular component (GO): signaling receptor complex
Molecular function (GO): transmembrane receptor protein tyrosine kinase activity; ATP binding
Source: RefSeq, a predicted model, not a curated record